GCCCAGUCGAGCACCGGCAGUUCUGCAUAGAGUCUAAUGAAGAAGAGAGUUUGUUGGAAAAACAUUGUUGAAAUUUGUCAAGAAAGAAGACUGAAAAUGUCAGGAACUCAGGUCGAGGACGUUCAAGGUGGGAUGGCCUCCCCACAAGAUAUAAAUGAAGGUGUACUGCUAACUCUUUCACUAAAUUGGUCACAGUCUGAUCAAGUACAGAAACCAAAACCAAGACUAGAGAAACUUCUUCAGACUUGGUUCAAUGGAAGAGAAAAUAAGAUGGACUGCUCAGUUGAAAACAUCCAAAAAGAUGGAAGUGCCUUGAUCAAAGUGAAACCCAGCCCAGCUUUGAGUGAUCUUCAGGAACUAAAUGGAAAAACACUGACCAGUAAAGAUGGAAAAACAGUCACCAUACUGUCCAUUAGUCUGGCACCACUAAACCUGGAUUUACAAAGACCAGAUGAUGCGUCAAUGAACAAUUCUUCCUCUGUGCCGGGGCCACAAGCUGAUGAAAAACAAAGUGACCCAGUUAGGAAAGAUAUUGACCCACAAGGAAAAAAUUCUCUUGAAGAGCAUAAAAAGCCAUCUGAAGAUUGCUUUGUCUCAGUGGGUCAUUACUGGUAUGUGAACCACAUCUACAAGGAGGAAAUUCAACGUAUACUGAAAAAAAAUAGAGUUAACAUUAAAACAAAUGUCAGGGUAGAAUUUGAAGCAGACCAAGAAGAUGGAAGCCCACAAGAAGCUCUCGCUGAUUUUACAAAACUAGUCCAGAAUUCUUUAUCUGAAUCUUUAGGCACAGUUUUUCCUCUCAAGUUUGUAGAUUCAGAUCAGUGGAGUGAUGCUUUGAGAGCCAUCCAGGAAAAGGAGAGCAAGCUUUUGGUCACUUUGUCCGGUGAAGAAGUAGCCGUUUGUGGGCCAAGCCAAAGUCAAAAUACUUUCAGUGCAGCUUUAAAUGCAAUGCAGAAAAGAAGAAAUCCCUCUCUCAGAGAGCACAAACCAGCACUUCAAGACACAUCACCGAAGAUAAAUAUGACCAUCAAAGAUCCUCUUGUUGAUGCAGGAUUAACCAUGAAGGAGAGCCACUGGAAGCUGAUGAAUACUGUUUAUGCUGAAGAAUUAACAAAGAUCAAAGAAAAGUUUGGUGUGACCUUCAGAGAAUCUAACCUCAGUCAAGGCAAAAUCGAUGUCAAAGCUUCUUACUUAGGACCUGGAGGAAAUUCCUCCUUGGAAAGUCAUGCAGUCAGAGCUCUUCUACAUCUGCACCAGAAGACUGCCACAUCACCCUUAAGCCUCACCCAACCUGCUGGUGCCACUGGGCUCAGUGUCUCAGUGGACAAGUCCAGCAUUGGUCAUUGGUCAGAGGAGACCUCCAGUCGACCUCCAUUUAAUGGAGAAUCAACACAUCAGUACACCAAGCGGGGGAGACAGAGUAGUGCACAUUCUACUCCAAGAAACAACUCUUUUGAUGAAUAUAAAAACCCAUCUGAAGAUUGCCUUGUCUCAGUGGGUCAUUACUGGUACAUGAACCACAUCUACAAGGAGGAAAUUCAAUGUAUACUGAAAAAAAAUAAAGUUAACAUUAAAACAAGUGUCAGGGUAGAGUUUGAAGCAGACCAAGAAGAUGGAAGCCCACAAGAAGCUCUCUCUGAUUUUACAAAACUAGUCCAGAAUUCUUUAUCUGAAUCUUUAGGCACAGUUUUUCCUCUCAAGUUUGUAGAUCCUGAUCAGUGGAGUGAUGUUUUGAGAGUUAUUCAGAAAAACAAAAGCAAACUUCUGCUGACUUUUUCCUGUGAGGAAGUGACUGUAUGUGGGCCAAGUCAAAGUCAAGAUGCUUUCAGUGCAGCUUUAAAUGCAAUGCAGAAAAGAAAUCCCUCUCUCAGAGAGCACAAACCAGCACUUCAAGACACAUCACCGAAGAUAAAUAUGACCAUCAAAGAUCCUCUUGUUGAUGCAGGAUUAACCAUGAAGGAGAGCCACUGGAAGGUGAUGAAGACUGCUUAUGCUGAAGAAUUAACAAAGAUCAAAGAAAAGUUUGGUGUGACCUUCAGAGAAUCUAACUUGAGUCAAGACAAAAUUGAUGUCAAAGCUUCUUACUUAGGACCUGGAGAAAAUGCCUCCUUGGAAAGUCAUGCAGCCAGAGCUGUUCUACAUCUGCACCAGAAGACUGCCACAUCACCCUUAAGCCUCACCCAAGUUCUUGGUGCCACUGGGCUCAGUGGCCCAGUAGACGAGUCCAGCAUUGGUCAUUGGUCAGAGGAGACCUCCAGUCGACCUCCAUUUAAUGGAGAAUCAACACAUCCGUCUACCAAGCAGGGGGAGACAGAGUAGUGCACAUUCUACUCCCAAGAAACAACUCUUUUGAUGAAUAUAAAAAGCCAUCGGAAGAUUGCCUUGUCUCAGUGGGUCAUUACUGGUACAUGAACCACAUCUACAAGGAGGAAAUUAAAUGUAUAGUGAAAGAAAACAGAAUUAGAAUUGAGGCAAAUGUCAACGUGAAAUUUGAAGCAGACCAAGAAGAUGGAAGCCCAGAAGAAGCUCUCUGAAUUCACAAAACUGGUCCAGAGUACUUCGUCUGAGUCUUCUGGCUCAGUUAUUCCUCUCAAGUUUUUAGAUCCAGAUCAGUGGAGUGAUGUUUUGAGAGCUAUCUAGAAAAACAAAAGCAAACUUCUGCUGACUUUUUCCUGUGAAGAAGUGACUGUAUGUGGGCCAAGUCAAAGUCAAGAUGCUUUCAGUGCAGCCUUAAACGCAAUGCAGAAAAGAAAUCCCUCUCUUCAAGAGUACAAAUCAAUAACUCAGGACACGUCACGGAAGACAAAGAUCCCCAACAAAGAGCAUUUGUAAUUAUACAGGUUUAACCACAAAGGAGCCACUUGAAGCUCAAACUAUUUCUGUCAAUAAACCAGCAAAAGUCAAAUGUAAAUAUAUUGGCUUUUCAAAAAGAGUCAGUGCUAUAUGAAAAAUUGAAAGAGAACCCUCUGUUGAAGCAUCAGUAUCAAAAGACCACCGCAUUACAGCCAAGCUUGAAGGACACCAAAGGUGUUUCUGAGAUACAGAACUCCUCAACGCAGCAUCACACUAAAGUACUGGCAAGAGAGGGAGCGACAGCAGGAGAUGAAAAUAAAAUCUGCCCAAUUUGCUUGUGUCCAUUUGCAAAAAACUGCCUGCAAGAGGCAGUGAAACAAAAUCCAGCUCAGAGUCAAAAAGGACGGCCAGAUUUCUCACACACUGAGAAGGUUAAAAAUUCUGCACUUUCGGUAAAAUGAUUAUUAUCUCAUCUUCAGGACUGAUAAUUAAAACUUCAGUCUUGUCCUGGUUAAGCUGUAGAAAAUCAUCUGCAAUUCACGACUUUAUAUCUAAAAUACAGUUUAAAAGGACAUUAACUGCUUGUAGGUCAUCAGGAGACUGUGAUAUAAUGCUGGGUAUUAUCAGCAUAGCUGGAAAUCAAUGCUGUGUCUUCUGAUGACAUCACCAAGUUGCGGCAUGUACAGAUUAAAAACUACUGGACCUCAAAUUGAACCUUGGGGAAUCCCACACGUGAUUUCAUGGAUUCCUGAGGAGCAGGUAUCCAGACUUACAAAAAAUUUUGACCUGUGAGAUAGGAAUAAAACCAUGUAGUAAACUGCAUAAUAAGUUGGAUACAGGAUGGUAGUUAUCGUGAAUAUUGGGAUCUAAAUUACUCUUCUUCAAAAGAGGCUUCACCACUGCUGUUUUGAAGGCAGAUUGAAAAGCCCCAUCUAAAGAGAAUAAUAUAUGUAAAAGCUCGGGCUCAAAGAGACCAUGAAAUGUUUUUAAAAGCGAUGUGGGAAUAGUGUCUAAAAGGCAGGUUGUGGGCUUUAACUGGGAGAAAAUUCGACCAAGCAUCUUUGCAUCAACAAGGACAAAACUCUUCAAUGUUUCCUUAAGUAAAAACAAUGCUUCAGAUAUGUUAAAAUCAACAUUAUGUUUUUGUUUGCAAUAAGGUUGUAAAAGUUAAGUGUUCUGGCCUGUUAAACUGUUUUAUUGUAAAUUUUGAGUUUAAAUUUAAAUUUAUUCAUCCUGAUGGCCAGAUUGGACCUUCUGGUGGGCCUGUUUUGGUCCCCACGUCAUAUGAUUGACAGCCCAGGUUUAGGGGGUACUUGGAUGAAAAAUUCUUCCACUGGGGAUACAAUGCUGAAAAAAGUUUAAGAAUUACUGUUAUAGCCUAUGUCUUGCUGUAUUUUUAAAAAUAUUUUACAUUACAAGUAAGUUUUUCUUUAAAGUGUAAUAUAAAACAUUGACAGCUCUAAAGUUUGCAGAUCAUGUUUCCAUAUGUACAAUCUACAGUUAUUGAGCUUACUUUUCCCCAGCUUCCUGUCGACAUGUUGACCUGUAUUUUCUUUUUUUUUUCAGAAUGUUUAAAAUAGUAAAAUUUGGUUGUAAAUGUAACCUUUUGUCAGUUGACAUGAUCAGAUUGCUAAUAAAUGGUAAUUUU
Molecule: messenger RNA, 4441 nt
Organism: Melanotaenia boesemani (Boeseman's rainbowfish)
Lineage: Eukaryota; Metazoa; Chordata; Actinopteri; Atheriniformes; Melanotaeniidae
Exons: 6
Coding region: 37-2319 (760 amino acids)
Source: RefSeq, a predicted model, not a curated record